AUGUCCAUAUACAGAGCCCUUCGAUUUACACGGCGACGUUUCGUCUCAUCCCUUUUCAGCUUCACUUUCUUUGCAACCGUUAUCACUGUCUCAGCGUCCAACAUCCUUCCUUGUCCCGCUCGUCCUCAAAGGGGUCGUUUCGCUGAUAGCGAUGAAGAGAGGAUGCCUGUAGCCGUCAGUGACGUAAAUGUCACGAAGCGACCUAGGAGAUGGAUAGAAGAAAAACAUCCGAAUUAG
Messenger RNA from Laccaria bicolor S238N-H82, 237 nucleotides. RefSeq lists its product as uncharacterized. The coding region runs from base 1 to 237 and encodes 78 amino acids. The transcript has a single exon. The record is from RefSeq and is a predicted model, not a curated record. Lineage: Eukaryota; Fungi; Basidiomycota; Agaricomycetes; Agaricales; Hydnangiaceae.